GUCUACUUACUGACCAAAACAGGGAACGCGAGAAACUUUGAUGCUUUUUUCACGCGUUAGUCCAACUGCCUAAAGGCAAUUGCCCGACGGUUAGGUUAUUAAUAUGUUGCCACAUCAAGCGAUAAAACUGGGCAGGAAUGAAUAGUGUGCUGGUUAAGAAAGGCGUUUCGCGUGGUAUCUAUGGACUGUUCAUUCUGUCAAGAGCUUGCAAUUUGGCGGUUAGGUUCGUCGUUUCCUGUUGGCAAAUUGCUGGUGGGCGGGCUGCUAUCCUUUUCUUGUGUGUCAUACCGUCCAAGUCCAAAAGGCCAGUAGUUCGUUGCUAUCUAUUUAUUCUUGUUAUCAUUCCACACCUCCUUCCUCCACCUUUCUGUCUCGUUGCGCAUAAUAGGAUGUCUUCCACUGCAUAAUAAUGAAAUGAACAGUCGCGCCUCGGCGCGUGCUUUUGCUGGCAGUUUUUGUCGUCAUCAUCGAUGCGCUCCCACAAAUGAGCAAUUUCCCUUUGGCACCUUGACCUCAACCUCCACCGUCGCCCUCUACGCAGCUAGAGCACACAUCUCAAUGGACACCUUUCUUGCAACGAUUCGCUCGCGGCUCGAGUCAGAGCCUGCUGCGAAUGUCAUCCUCGUCACAGGGAACGAAUCAGCUGACCUUGACUCGAUCAUUUCAGCUUUGACCACAUCUUUUUUCUUGUCGCGUCUCCAAGCCAACAAGAAUACGAUCGUCGUUCCGUUUCUCAACAUCCCUCAGGCCGACCUGGCCCUCCGGUCCGAUGUCGAAUACGUCCUCUCCGCCAAUCAUAUCAACCGCGACCAGCUCUUUUUCAGAGAUCAACUCCCGAUCUUUGAACAGCUUCUGUCCAAGGACCAGCUCUUGUUAUUCCUAGUCGACCACAACAAGAUUGCGGGCACCAUGUCCUCAUUGAAAGAUGCCAAGGUCGUCGGAGUCAUCGAUCAUCACGCGGACGAAAAUCUGUACUUUGAUACGGCCAAUCCACGAAGGAUUGAGAUGGUUGGAUCAUGCACUAGUCUGGUAGCGGACGAGUUUUUCAAGAACGCCAUUGCCGCGAUCGACGAGGACGAGAAGGAAACUAGCAACGACAAUGAGAAGUGUCCCUCCUGGGUACAGCAGGUAGCCAGAUUGCUGCUGGGGCCCAUUUUGAUUGACACUAUGAACUUGAACCCUGCCAUGAAAAAGGUCAAGCCCUUGGACACCGCCAUGGCGAACUUGAUUUUCCCUUACGCCCAUCUGGAAUCUAUGGAGGAGCUCUAUCGCAGGAUCGACGAUGCCCGAAAGGACACCUCCAGACUCUCAUGCUACGAUCUGCUGAGGAAGGAUUAUAAGGAGUGGACAGUAAUCCAGCAUCCCGGCAACCAAGAGGUCAAGGUCGGCAUCAGCAGCGUCAUUGGACUGAUGGCCAAGUACGUUGACCGUGAUGGCAAAGAGAGCAUUCAUCAGGCAAUCGAUCAAUGGGCCAAGAACCGCACGCUCGACUUGUGCAUCGUCCUGUUGGCGGAUGAUCCGGGCGAAGAGCAUGGUGGAUACCAACGGCAGGUGAUUGUGAACCCAAUCUCAAGUUCAGUCAUGGAUAUUCCGGGUCAGAUGGAGAAGAUUUCAGAUUUGCAGCUGGAGCGGACAACUCUUGUUGAUACAGCGGACCUUGUCAGCAGAGGCAGACGGGCUUAUUUACAGCACAACAGCACAUGCACCCGCAAGCAGGUCUGGCCCAUGGUUGAGAAGUUGUUGACCCAACCUGCCCAGACCUCAAACCUUUGAAUGAUGGCGUUUAACAACUUCCAGAAAGACUUAGAUUUCUAUCCAUCAUGUGUCGUAGACAUAUAUAUGUGAUCCCGAUAGCUGGAUUCAAGCAAAAUUCAAGCGAGGAAGCAUUGUGUUAUG
This is a messenger RNA of Gamsiella multidivaricata, 1896 nucleotides long. RefSeq lists its product as uncharacterized. The transcript is spliced from 2 exons. The record is from RefSeq and is a predicted model, not a curated record. Gene Ontology annotation, molecular function: exopolyphosphatase activity. NCBI's taxonomy places the organism in Eukaryota, Fungi, Mortierellomycota, Mortierellomycetes, Mortierellales, Mortierellaceae. Gene Ontology annotation, cellular component: cytoplasm. The coding region runs from base 415 to 1773 and encodes 452 amino acids.